CGUUCACUAGGGCAGACCCUUAAAUCGUUGUUUUAGAUUUUAAAUUUACUUUGUUUAAGAUUUAAUAUGUCGCUGAAGUGCAAGGACAAUCGAUUAAGUUUAUCCUCUCCACAGCUCUCCCCCGAAGGCCUGCUGGAUCUAAACGAGGUUGAAAAAAUGUAUCCUACUGACAAUAGUAUCAGAGUAAGUGUGGAAAGUAAUCUCGGAGCCGUGCAGGGAAAGAAGAUAAUACGGAUCAAACCAUCGGACAGGGUUGAGAUGAUAGUACAGAAGUUUCUGGACAGUAUACCUCUGAUCUCCCCUGGAAGUUUUAUACUGAGGGAUAACCAGGGUUUGAUUGUAAAGAGUAAGAAGAGUGUUUCUGAAGCUAGGAUUAAGGAUAAGGAUCAACUAUAUCUUUCAACAUUAGAAUCUGAACGAGCUCUAUUCUCCUAUACAAACUGGUGUCAGAUAUCGUGGCUUUGUGCUAUAUUUUCUAUCAGUAUUCUGGGGGGAUGUUUUGGUGCUUAUUUCUCCAGUAGUCCUUCACCUUAUGUAUACGGGGUUGUUGUGGAUGCAGGUUCAGUACAUACAUCAGUGUACACUUACAGGUUCUUAGGAGAUAAGUUUAAUGGAACUGGUAUCAUAGAAGAAGUGUCUUUUUGUGAUAUGGGAGAGAUUGGAAUAUCAUCCUUCAAGGAGAACCCUGCUGGAAUAAGAGCACUCGUCAAUUCUUCUUGUUUAAGAGAUUCAGCCCCGCAGAUAUACUUAAAGGGAAGCCAUGUUUUUCCAAUGUAUCUGGGAGGAACUGCUGGGAUGAGAACCCUGCGCCUAGUUGACCCAUAUACUACUAGCUGGAUAAUGGGAAACCUGACCAGAGCGCUGGAUAGACUGACCGGUCAUAACACGGACUCAAGUGUUGUUACAGGAGAGAUGGAGGGUUUAACUGGUUGGAUCUCCACCAACUACCUGGAGGGUCAACUUGGAGAUUUCAACAUUAAAUCCAGUAUGUUGGCAGCUCGUGGGCCUAGUACGCUUGGGGCUUUAGACUGGGGAGGGGCUUCUGCUCAGAUUACUACAGAGGUGGCUAAAGAGGAUGCUACGCAUAACAUUACUCUCUAUGGGAAAAAUUACAAUCUCAGGACAUUAUCUCAUCUUUGUUUUGGACAGAAAGAAGCCUUGUACCGACAUAGAUCAGCACUUGUUGAAGAGUAUUAUAAAAACAGUUCUACUCUACCAUCUAG
Eurytemora carolleeae is the source of this 1223-nucleotide messenger RNA. RefSeq names its product ectonucleoside triphosphate diphosphohydrolase 8. The record is from RefSeq and is a predicted model, not a curated record. NCBI's taxonomy places the organism in Eukaryota, Metazoa, Arthropoda, Copepoda, Calanoida, Temoridae. The annotation marks the transcript as partial. Gene Ontology annotation, biological process: nucleoside diphosphate catabolic process. Gene Ontology annotation, cellular component: plasma membrane. Gene Ontology annotation, molecular function: UDP phosphatase activity; GDP phosphatase activity. The transcript is spliced from 14 exons.